Messenger RNA from Dictyostelium discoideum AX4, 2412 nucleotides. RefSeq lists its product as hypothetical. The record is from RefSeq and is a predicted model, not a curated record. Gene Ontology annotation, molecular function: DNA binding; DNA-binding transcription factor activity, RNA polymerase II-specific. Gene Ontology annotation, cellular component: nucleus. NCBI's taxonomy places the organism in Eukaryota, Evosea, Eumycetozoa, Dictyosteliales, Dictyosteliaceae. Gene Ontology annotation, biological process: regulation of transcription by RNA polymerase II; regulation of DNA-templated transcription. The transcript is spliced from 2 exons. Bases 1 to 2412 code for a protein of 803 amino acids.
AUGGCAUCAAUUGUUAUGAAAUCCCAACAUUCACUUGGUUAUCCAAAUAUAGGCAAUAUUAAUAGAUCAGAUUAUGAUUCUUAUGAACAACAAUACAAUAAUCCAACAGGAUCAAAACAAUAUAAUAAUAAUAAUAAUAAUAACACAAAUACAAAUGAAAUAAAUAAUGGGACGAAUACAAAUUUAAAUCCAAACAAUAUGUAUGGAAUGUAUAAUAAUAAUAAUAAUAAUAAUAAUAAUAAUAAUAAUAAUAAUAAUAAUAAUAAUAAUAAUAAUAAUAGUAAUAACAAUAACAAUAAUAAUAAUAAUAAUAAUAUUAAUAAUAAUAAUAAUAAUAAUAAUAAUAAUAAUAAUAAUAAUAAUAAUAAUAAUCAACAUCUUUCACAAUCCCAACAAUUAUCACCAACACCAUAUUCAAGUAAUAGUUUUUCAAAACUUUUAUCAAGAUCAACAAAUGAUUUAAUGUUGGAUCAAGAUGAUCCAUCAAAAAAGAAAAGAAAGAGAACAUCACCAGACCAACUUAAAUUACUGGAGAAAAUUUUCAUGGCUCAUCAACAUCCAAAUCUUAAUCUUAGAAGUCAAUUGGCCGUUGAAUUACAUAUGACUGCUAGAUCCGUUCAAAUUUGGUUCCAAAAUCGUAGAGCUAAAGCCAGAAAUAUGGAAUUUAAACCACAAUUAUCACAUGGUGGCUCUGAUUUAAUCUAUAAUGCAUUGGGUUCACAAAAUGGUAUGAAUUCAAUGGGUGGUGGUGGUGGUAAUGGUGGUGGUAAUGGUGGUGGUGGAAUGAAUGGUAUUAAUAAUAUAUUAAAUGGAAAUCAUAAUAGAAAUCUAAAUAAAUAUAUACCACAUGGUGGUAAUUCAAUUAAUGGUAAUAUGGGUGGUGGUGGUGGUGGCGGUGGUGGUUCACAUAAUCAUCAUCACCAUAAUCAUAAUCAUAAUCAUCACAAUCACAAUCAUAAUCAUAAUCAUAAUCAACCAUUAAGUAAUGGUGAUUGUGGUGAAAAGUUUUCAGUUGCAUCUGCUUGGAAUAAAAUAUUAUUACAUCCAAAUAAUAUUGAUUUCUUAAUUCGUUAUAAUCCAGACGAUCCAAACUCAAUUGAUGUUAAUGCACGUGAUAGUAAAGGUUUAUCAUUACUCUUUACAGCAGCAUUCUUGGGCUAUGAAUAUCAAGUUAGAAGAUUAAUUGAAAGUGGUGCAAAUCCAAAUAUCAAAGAUAACCAAGGUAAUACACCAUUAAUUGCCGCAUCAGUUUUGGGUAAUCAACCAAUUGUUGAACUCUUAUUAGAACAUAGAGCCGACCCAAAUCUAGUGAAUGACGAGGGUGUUUCUCCAUUGUUUUCAGCUUGCAAAGGUGGCCAUCUUCAAAUUGCUUCAUCAUUAUUGGAUCAUGAUGCUGAAGUAUCUGUAAAAACAAAAAUAAAUGGCGAGACACCAUUACACAUUGCCUCAUUGAAAGGUUUCGAGAAAAUUUGUAAACUUUUAAUUGAAACCGAAGCAAAGGCCUCUGUCAUUGAUUCAAACAAUCGUACACCACUCCAUCAUGCUUGUAUCAUGGGUUAUUUCUCAAUUGCCAAGCUUUUAAUUUGUAAUGGUGCCGAUAUGAAUGCCAUUGACAUUGAUGGUCAUACACCAUUACACACUUCAUCCCUAAUGGGUCAUGAUCUUAUCACUCGUUUACUCUUGGAAAAUGGUGCUGAUCCAAAUAUUCAAGAUUCUGAAGGUUAUACACCAAUUCAUUAUGCUGUUAGAGAAUCUAGAAUUGAAACUGUUAAAUUCUUAAUUAAAUUUAAUUCAAAAUUAAAUAUAAAGACAAAGAAUGGUCAAAAUUUAAUUCAUUUAUCAGUACAAUUUGCAAGUUUAAUGAUGGGACAAAUGAUAUUUGAAAGUAAGGGAUGUGAAAUUGCUGCUGAUGAUUCCGAUGACCAAGGUUACACUCCAUUAUAUUUAGCAGCCAAAGCUGGAAAAACAAAUUUUGUAAAAUAUCUAUUAUCAAAAGGUGCUUCAAAGAAAAUUGCUUUAGAAAAAUUAAUUCAAGAAAAUCAAGAUAAAGAAAUUAUACAAAUGUUAGAAUCAACUGUAACUAAAUCGUCAAAUAAUAAUAAUAGUAAUAGUAAUAUAAAUAAUAUAAAUAAUAUAAAUAAUAUAAAUAAUAUAAAUAGUCAACCAAAUACAAAUAGCGAUAAUAAUAAUAAUAAUAAUAAUAAUAACUUUAAUGAAAAUUAUUCCAAUGGAAAUAACGAACAAUCACAACCACCAGGUAAUAAAUUUGAGGAAGAUGAUGAAGAUGACUUUUAUGAUAGAGUUUAUAAGAAAUCAUAUACAAAUAGAAUCAUUAGUAAUUCUUUUUCAUAUCAACAAAAACUUAAUAGUGGAAAUGGAAUUUCCGUAAACAGUGGUAAUUUGGAAGAUUAG